Molecule: messenger RNA, 339 nt
Organism: Nerophis lumbriciformis (worm pipefish)
Lineage: Eukaryota; Metazoa; Chordata; Actinopteri; Syngnathiformes; Syngnathidae
Source: RefSeq, a predicted model, not a curated record
AUGGAGCUGCAGUCGCGUCUUCUGGAGUCCGCGUUGAUCCACUUGGUCAGCGAUGUGAACCUGAUGGAUUUUACGCCGACGCAAGCGGACGAUAACCCGGACGAACGACCCGCGAGCGGCGCCAGAAGGUCCAAGAGGAGAAGAAUCAUCACGAUGGUGCAAAGGCAGGCGGCUAACGUGAGGGAGCGAAAGCGUAUGUUCGGGCUGAACGAGGCUUUUGACGCGCUGAGGAAGAAAGUGCCGACGUUCGCUUAUGAGAAGCGGCUUUCGCGUAUCGAGACCUUGCGCUUGGCUAUCGUCUACAUCUCCUUUAUGAGGGAUCUUUUGGAGAACACUUGA